AUGGCUCAAGGUCCAGCUCGUCAAUUCGGCGUUACUCCGCCCAUCUCCAUGGCGUUGCCUACGGACGCCGAGAACAAGAUGAACCAUCUCUUGAUUGAGGAGUUAAAAGCACAAGGUUCAUUCGAGAGUCCGGAGGAGUCUGAGAAGAGGGUCAAAGUCCUCAAUGAAAUCCAGAAGAUGACGGAGGAGUUCGUCAAAACAGUCAGCAUGGAUAAGGGAAUGACGGAACAAAUGGCCAAAGACUGUGGUGGUAAGAUCUUUACCUACGGUUCCUAUCGUCUCGGUGUGUAUGGACCUGGUUCGGAUAUCGAUACCUUGGUUGUGGUACCACGUCACAUCACCCGCGAGGAUUUCUUCAAGACGUUCGAUAAGAUGUUGCGUGCGAGGCCUGAGGUGGAUGAAUUGUCUUCCGUUCCGGACGCAUAUGUCCCGAUUAUCAAGAUGGAGUUCAGUGGGAUCUCGAUUGAUCUUAUUUUUGCGCGUCUCGCUAUCCCGCAAGUCCCUCUCAGCCUCGAGCUCGACGACAACAACCUCCUCCGCAAUGUCGACGAGCGCGACGUUCUUUCUCUGAACGGUACCCGGGUUACGGAUGACAUUCUCCGCCUCGUACCCAACCCCUCCGUCUUCAAGCACGCACUCCGCACCAUCAAGCUCUGGGCUCAACGCCGCGCAAUCUACUCCAACGUCCUCGGAUUCCCCGGUGGAGUCGCCUGGGCAAUGCUAACCGCCCGAAUCUGCCAACUCUACCCAAACGCCAUCUCCGCCACCAUCGUCUCCAAGUUCUUCCGCAUCUACACCCAAUGGUCCUGGCCACAACCCGUCAUGCUAAAGCCAAUCGAAGACGGACCCCUCCAAGUCCGCGUAUGGAACCCCAAGAUCUACCCCCACGACAGACUCCACAAAAUGCCCAUUAUCACCCCCGCCUACCCCUCCAUGUGCGCAACCCACAACAUCACCGACUCCACCAAAAGAGUCAUCAUCGCCGAACUCGAACGCGCAGGCGACGUCGCCGACAAAAUACUGAUCGGCCGUGCCCCCUGGUCCGAUCUGUUCGCCAAGCACACGUUUUUUCAUAAUUACAAGUACUACCUCUGCGUCACCGCGUUCUCCAAAACCAAGGAGCAGCAUUUGAAAUGGUAUGGAUUGGUGGAGAGUAGGGUUAGGCAGCUUGUUAUGAAGUUGGAGAUGGUGGAGCAGAUUGGACUUGCCCAUCCGUAUGUGAAGGGGUUUGAUAAGGUGUAUUAUGCGGGGAGUGAGGAGGAGGCGAGCACGAUUGUUGAUGGGGAGAUUCCGGCGAAUGUUGUUUGUGAGGCUGCGGAUUUGAAAGCUGAGCUUCCCGUUUCUGCAGCUGCCGAUGCGCCUAAAGUCGAGAAAGACGAGGAUGGGCGGAUUAAGGUUUAUACGACCUCCUUCUACCUGGGCUUGGAGGUCGUGCAGCAAGAGGGUCAGGUCCCGAAGAAACUCGAUAUCUCGUGGAGUACGACCGAAUUCUACGAAUUCUGUAAGAGGUGGGAUAAAUACGACCCCGAAUGCAUGAAUGUACGGGUGAAGUACAUGAGAAGUUUCGACCUCCCCGACGACGUCUUCGCACCUGGCGAGGAACGCCCAGCAAGGCCCGAGAAGAAGACGAAGAAGGGCGGGAAGAAGAGGGCGUUGAAUGCUGACAAUGCAGUGGAGGUUGGGGUGAAGAGGGUGAGGAGUGGUGAGAGUGUGCAGGCGUGA
Saitoella complicata NRRL Y-17804 is the source of this 1722-nucleotide messenger RNA. RefSeq names its product Poly(A) polymerase pla1. Gene Ontology annotation, cellular component: nucleus. Lineage: Eukaryota; Fungi; Ascomycota; Saitoellomycetes; Saitoellales; Saitoellaceae. The coding region runs from base 1 to 1722 and encodes 573 amino acids. The record is from RefSeq and is a predicted model, not a curated record. Gene Ontology annotation, molecular function: poly(A) RNA polymerase activity; RNA binding. The transcript is spliced from 3 exons.